Messenger RNA from Schizosaccharomyces osmophilus, 2700 nucleotides. It is a transcript of the gene mcm6, whose product is annotated as MCM complex subunit Mcm6. NCBI's taxonomy places the organism in Eukaryota, Fungi, Ascomycota, Schizosaccharomycetes, Schizosaccharomycetales, Schizosaccharomycetaceae. The transcript has a single exon. The coding region runs from base 1 to 2700 and encodes 899 amino acids. Gene Ontology annotation, cellular component: MCM complex; nucleus. Gene Ontology annotation, molecular function: single-stranded DNA binding; single-stranded 3'-5' DNA helicase activity; ATP binding. Gene Ontology annotation, biological process: DNA replication initiation; mitotic DNA replication; double-strand break repair via break-induced replication. The record is from RefSeq and is a predicted model, not a curated record.
AUGUCUUCAUUUGUUUCUCCUGGAGCAAACGCUACGACGCCAACCUAUAAGCAUGGGUUUCAAACAUCAGAAGUUGGCGAUAGACCAGCAGUAAGUAUGGCUUCUCAGCCAGAAUCUACUGGGAUGGUGGAAGACGAUAAUUUAGUAAAAAGAAAACCAUUUGCAGCCAUUGGGGAUGCGAUUCCUAAAGUGGUGGAUACAACUGGUGAGUCUGUUCGAGAAACGUUUCAAGAUUUUUUAGAAAGCUUUAGUGAGGAUCGCGUUGACGAGAUGGGCGCACCAUCUUCGUCUGCUAUGUCAGAAAAAUAUUAUAUUUCUCAGAUACAUGGUCUUGCCAUGUAUGAAAUUCAUACUGUGUAUGUAGACUUUAAUCACUUGACUACCUUUAAUGAUGUUUUGGCUCUCGCAGUUGUAGAGCAAUACUAUCGAUUCACCCCAUUUUUAUCUCGUGCGUUGCAGCAACUGGUUGAAAAAUACGAACCAGAAUAUUAUAGAAACUCUUUAUCACAAGCCAAUGCUUCUUUGUCUACUGCAAAUCGACCAAGCGACAAAGCAUUUGCUCUUGCAUUCUAUAACCUUCCUUUUCGCUCUACUAUUCGAGAUUUACGUACUGAUCGUAUUGGUCGUUUAACAACAAUUACAGGAACUGUCACUAGAACUUCAGAAGUCCGUCCAGAGCUGGCCCAUGGUACUUUUAUAUGUGAAGAAUGCCAUACUGUAGUUCCACGCGUCGAGCAGGCGUUUCGCUAUACUGAGCCAACGCAAUGUCCCAACGAACUUUGCGCUAAUAAGCGUACUUGGCGCCUUAACAUUUCUCAGUCCACCUUUCAAGACUGGCAAAAAGUACGCAUUCAAGAAAACAGCAAUGAAAUACCCACUGGAUCCAUGCCACGGACGUUAGACGUGAUUAUUCGUGGUGACAUCGUAGAAAGAGCAAAAGCCGGUGACAAGUGUGCAUUUACGGGUACACUAAUUGCAGUCCCCGACAUUUCGCAAUUGGGAAUUCCGGGAGUAAAGCCAGAAGCCUACCGAGAUUCUCGGGGAUUCAGUGCUGGUAGAGAUUCAGGUAGCGAUGGUGUAACAGGCUUAAAAUCUCUUGGUGUCCGUGAUCUGACUUAUAAACUUUCUUUUCUUGCUUGUAUGGUUCAGCCAGAUGAUGCGAAUGAUCGUAAUGCUGCAGAUGUUCGUGGUGAUGGUUCCCAAGGGAUAGAAGCUCAAGAUGAAUUCCUACAGUCGCUUUCACAAGCUGAAAUUGAUGACCUACGUGCUAUGGUACAUUCAGAUCAUAUAUAUUCACGUUUGGUGAACUCUUUAGCUCCGUCGGUGUACGGCCAUGAAAUAAUUAAGAAAGGUAUCCUUCUACAAUUAAUGGGGGGUGUUCACAAAGAAACUCCUGAAGGGAUUAACCUCCGUGGUGACAUUAAUAUUUGCGUUGUAGGCGAUCCAAGUACUUCCAAGUCACAGUUUUUGAAAUAUGUAUGCAAUUUCCUUCCUCGCGCGGUUUAUACAUCGGGUAAAGCAUCUUCAGCUGCUGGUCUUACAGCUGCAGUCGUAAAGGAUGAGGAAACCGGUGAUUUUACAAUUGAAGCCGGUGCACUCAUGUUGGCGGAUAAUGGAAUCUGCGCUAUUGACGAAUUUGACAAGAUGGAUCUGUCAGAUCAGGUUGCUAUCCAUGAAGCUAUGGAACAACAAACAAUUUCAAUAGCUAAAGCUGGUAUUCAAGCUACCUUAAAUGCUCGUACUUCCAUUUUGGCUGCCGCUAAUCCCAUCGGUGGGCGUUAUAACAGAAAGACUACUUUGCGUAAUAACAUUAAUAUGUCGGCUCCUAUCAUGUCACGUUUUGAUUUAUUUUUCGUUGUGCUAGAUGAAUGCAACGAAUCGGUCGACCGUCAUCUGGCUCAACACAUUGUCAAUGUUCAUCGCUUACGAGAUGAAGCUAUGCAGCCGGAAUUUAGUACAGAGCAAUUGCAACGAUAUAUGCGUUAUGCCCGAACGUUCAAACCAAAGUUAAAUAACGAAGCUAGAGCCGAGAUAGUGAAAAAGUAUAAGCAACUUCGUAUGGACGACGCUCAGGGAGCUGGAAAGAACUCUUAUCGGAUUACCGUACGUCAAUUAGAAUCUAUGAUUCGUCUUUCAGAAGCAAUUGCUCGUGCAAAUUGCGUCGACGACAUUACACCUGCUUUUGUCAACGAGGCUUAUUCCCUUCUUCGACAAUCCAUCAUUCACGUUGAACGUGACGAUAUUGAGGUUGAAGAGGAAGACGCAGAAGCGAAAGAGCGAGAAGCUGGUUCAGCAGAUGCGAUGCAAGUAGAUCAACAAGAAACAACCACUGAUACCCAAAAAUCAGAAAAGCCGAAGUUGAAGAUUACCUAUGAAAAAUAUGUGUCAGUUAUGAAUGGCAUCGUUCGCGUUUUACACGAACACUCUGCCGAGGAUGGUACUGAGGGAAUGAUUGCUAGUAAUUUAAUUCAAUCUUACCUUGAACUUCGAGAAGACGAAUUGCAUACCGAAGAAGACAUUAUUUUUGAGGUAGGUAUUGUUCGCAAGGUUUUAACACGUCUUGUUCAUGAAUCCAUUAUCAUGGAAAUUCAAAAUAAAGCAGACAGUGAUGUUAAACUGCCAUUUGAAGAACGUGUCUUCUCCAUACAUCCUAACUGUGACUAUGAAGCGCUCGUUAGUAAUGGAGAGGUCGACGCAUAG